Messenger RNA from Neltuma alba, 2506 nucleotides. RefSeq names its product probable methyltransferase PMT15. The record is from RefSeq and is a predicted model, not a curated record. Lineage: Eukaryota; Viridiplantae; Streptophyta; Magnoliopsida; Fabales; Fabaceae. The transcript is spliced from 6 exons. Gene Ontology annotation, molecular function: methyltransferase activity. Gene Ontology annotation, cellular component: cytoplasm; trans-Golgi network; endosome. The coding region runs from base 182 to 2164 and encodes 660 amino acids.
CAGUACUAACACUGCGUGUUUUUUUCGCCAAGAGAUGACUAUGUUUCAGACUCAACCGGGGAAGCUACAUCCUCUCCCUUUCCCCCACUCUCUCUCGUCUCAUAUCACUCACGGGCAAAGCGCCAUCGCGCGUGUUUCUCACUCGCCUCCUGUUUAUAUAUAAUCCUCCAAAUCCUCACUCAUGCUCUCUCACUGUCGCUCUCCUGUGAAUCUGAAGAAAUUAAAUUCUCCAAUACAGACCUCAAUGGCGAAUUGCCUCUUCCUGCUUCACAGUUGUGCAUCCAGGAAUUCCAAUAGAUUGCUUCCUAACCUCCCCCUCAUCGUAAUCACCACCGUCUUCUGCACCGUCUUCUAUUUCAUUGGCCUUUGGCAGCACUCCUCUGGCCCUGUCGCUAUUGACGCAGCCUACGUUAUCGCCGAUUCCAUCUGCCUCCGCCCCAAUUCCACCACAUCUUCUCCCCCGCCCCCGCCCCCGCCCCCGCCCAACCUCGACUUCACCGCCCACCACCACAUCGCAGACCCUGUUCUUGCUCCGGAGGCGGCGCGUGAUUUCCACUUCCCGCCAUGCGACGCCUCACUCUCCGAGUACACGCCCUGCGAGGACGUCAACCGGUCCCUGAAAUUCGACAGGGACAGACUAAUCUACCGCGAGAGGCACUGUCCGGGGCCGUCAGAAGUGUUGCGGUGCCGAAUUCCGGCGCCGUACGGGUACCGAGUUCCGUUGCGGUGGCCGGAGAGUCGCGAGUGGGUCUGGUACGCUAACGUGCCUCACAAGGAGCUGACUGUGGAGAAGAAGAAGCAGAACUGGGUUCGGUUCGAGGGGGAGCGGUUUCGAUUCCCCGGGGGAGGGACCAUGUUUCCUCGCGGUGCGGACGCUUACAUCGACGAUAUUGGGAAACACAUCAACCUGAGAGACGGGUCCAUCAGAACCGCCAUUGACACCGGGUGCGGGGUGGCAAGCUGGGGAGCACACCUAAUGUCUCGUAACAUACUGGCAGUAUCGUUUGCACCCAGAGACACGCACGAGGCUCAGGUCCAAUUCGCUCUGGAACGAGGAGUGCCCGCCCUGAUUGGAGUUCUGGCCUCUAUCCGACUUCCUUACCCUUCCAGAUCCUUCGACAUGGCUCACUGCUCUCGCUGCCUCAUUCCCUGGGGCCAACACGACGGCAUCUACCUGACGGAAGUGGACCGAGUGCUGCGUCCCGGCGGGUACUGGAUUCUGUCGGGGCCGCCCAUCAACUGGCGCAGGCACUGGAAAGGCUGGGACAGGACUCGCGACAGUCUUCAGCAAGAACAGGACGGCAUCGAGGCGGUGGCCAAAUCACUGUGCUGGAAGAAAUUGGUUGAGAAGGGGGAUCUGGCAAUAUGGCAGAAGCCCACCAAUCACAUUCACUGCAAAAUCACAAGAAGACUCUUCAGGAACCGCCCAUUCUGUGGCUCGCAGGAUGCGGACAAGGCUUGGUACACUAAACUCGAGACCUGCCUGACGCCACUGCCGGAAGUAUCAGGCAUAAAAGAGGUGAGCGGGGGAGAGGUGGCGAAAUGGCCAGAGAGGCUGAACUCAAUACCGCCAAGGAUUAGAAGCGGGAGCGUGAGAGGAAUAACGGGAGAGAUGUUCAAAAGAGACGGGGAGGUGUGGAAAGAGAGGGUGAGACGGUACAAGAGAGUGGAUUCUCAGCUGGCGGAAGCGGGGAGGUACAGGAACGUGCUGGAUAUGAACUCUCACCUGGGAGGCUUCGGUGCGGCAUUGGCAUGGGGCGGCGAUCCCGUGUGGGUGAUGAAUGUGGUCCCCGUGGAGGCAGAGCCCAACACGCUGGGCGUCAUUUAUGAGCGCGGCUUGAUCGGCACCUACCACAACUGGUGCGAAGCCAUGUCCACUUACCCGAGAACCUACGACUUCAUUCAUGCCGCUGGCGUUUUCAGCCUGUACAGAGACAGAUGUCCAACGGAAGAGAUAGUGUUGGAGAUGGACAGGGUACUGCGGCCGAGGGGAAGCGUGAUAGUGAGAGAUGACGUGGAUGUGGUGAUGCGGGUGAAGACCGUGGCGGAGGCGGUGGGGUGGCAGACGACUGUAGCUGACCAUGAGGACGGCCCUCUUCACCGCCACAAGAUCCUCUCCGCCUUCAAGCCCUAUUGGACUGCUCCCCCGCCCCCUCUCUCCUGACUCCCGCCAUUUUUAUCUUCUUUUCUUUCAACUUUUGACUUCAUUUUUUUAUUUUUAAUUUCAUUCUAUUUUACAAUUUACGCCCCCCCAAGCCAUCUCCCAAUUCUAUGUCAUUGGUUCGUCCUGGGCAUUUGAUCUGACGUAGCGUCAUGCCGUUUCUCCAUCUUCUUCUUCUUCUUGUUUUUUUUUUUGGGCCAUGAAAAAUAAAAAGCACCAAUUAGCCAAGGAAACUUCUGUUAUCCCUCAAGCCUGCGGCGGCUUAUGAGCAGCGGGGCCAGAUGCGGUAAACAUCAAUUUCAAAAUUCAUGCUGAUCCCCAUUGCAUUCCGUGGUUACGGGGUUC